AUGCCGUCAGAAACCAUCUGGUCUAACUCUGACCCGACAAGCCCCCACCUAUCCAAAUAUCGUUCGGUUCUCGAUCUGGUGGACCCAGAUGUCGCCAAAAUGUUGGCUUCCAACGCCCCAAUAGAGGGCCGUCGUUUUUCUUUCCAUGAUAGUGGCGAGAUCGAAUCUAAUCUCUUUGACUUCAAAGCCAGUUUAGCUCAGGUGUCAUAUGCUGCCAGUACGGGUGGUCCUCAUGCUCCAGGAAUGGUUCCCUCGAAGACCCCUCCAUUCCAGCUUGGUACAGCAUCCAUCAGUGGCGGAAUCACCAGCAGGCACCCGCCACAGGACAGCUUUCUCCACAAGUUUUCCUCUGUUGCAGAUGCGACAAGAGAUAUCGAGUUGUCCAACACGUUGGGCACAUUGUCCUUGGACGGCAAUACACGUCGCUCGAGUUUCAACAAUGACCAGGGUAUGAAGCCUUUUAAUGUGUCCCCACACGGCUCAAUGAACGAGAACUUGAACAUGCCUGCUCCUAGAAACUCUAGACACCAAUCGAUCAGCGAGAAGAUCGACAACUACAACAGUAAUUCUCCCAUCCAGGCAAGUGCAGCAUUGUCUAUCUCGUCCGAUUUGAAUUCGAAUUCAGGCCAUCAAGGUGCUGCAGACGUUUCUGCUCCUGCUCACGGCCAUCCCCAUGGUUUCUGGAACCCGGCCACUGCUGCAUCCUUUACGCCGAACCAGACUUUCAGCUACUUUCUCGAGAACCCGGCAUUUCCAUUCUCUGGAAGCCCCGUUCCUCCCAACCCAUAUGCUCGCCAGCAGCCGGUUAUGCCUCCCAUCAGUCCUCCUCCUUUCAUGAUGGGAAAUCCACCGUUUAUGGAUGGAGGAAUGUAUGGAUUCAUGGGCUACCCAGGGCAAGCGGAGGCCAAUAUGAAUCCUGAGGGUGAAGCAUUGGCCGAGACUGUUGAAACUGGAGAAUCCAGUGCUCUGGACUCUCAAACGGCGGGCCUGAAACUGCCCCAGAAAACAGGAGGGCUCCCUGGUAUUGGACUAAUGAACAGACAGAUGCAUCCUGCUUCUGGAGGUUUCAUGUUCCAUCCGUUCAAUCCUUAUGGAGUCUAUCCUCAGGGUGCUACUCCUACUUCACCACCCGUUCCACAAACAGACAUUCCCGAGGAUUCACAUGGUGUAGCCGUGCCAAUACCACCCGUGGCUUUUGAUGCAUCUAUGAUGCCUCCUCCUGCCGGAAAUCGUUCUGUUAAUCAAUCCAUUCCACCUAAUUCUGGACAGGGUAAGAAGUCCAAGGCUGGAAGAGGUAACGGAGGAGGAAAAGGGGGGCACCACAUUUACAGAUCUCCAUUACUCGAAGAAAUUCGCUCCAAUUCAAAGGGUAAGGAGUACUACUUGAAGGAUAUUUACGGUCAUGUGGUUGAGUUUACUAAAGACCAGCAUGGCUCUCGUUUCAUCCAGCAGAGGUUGCCCUCUGCGUCAGAUGAAGAGAAGGAGGUUGUCUUCAACGAGAUUCGCGACAUUUCGUACGAAUUGAUGACCGAUGUUUUCGGAAAUUACGUGAUCCAGAAGUUUUUCGAACACGGCUCCACCACUCAAAAGGUGGUACUUCUUGAGUGCAUGAAGACGAACAUCUACGACUUGUCCUUGCAAAUGUACGGAUGCAGGGUUGUUCAGCGUGCAUUGGAAUCCCUCCCAUUAGAAGGACAGCUUCAAGUGGUUGAUGAGUUGAGAGACCAUAUCUUAGUUUCAGCAAAGGAUCAGAAUGGAAACCAUGUGAUCCAAAAGUCUAUCGAAAGAAUUCCGUUUGAGAACAUUAGAUUCAUCUUGGACAGUUUGAGAAACCACAUCUACCAUUUGUCUACUCACCCAUAUGGCUGUCGUGUGAUUCAGCGUCUCUUGGAAUAUUCCGACAUUGAAGACCAAAAAGAGAUUAUGGGUGAAUUGAAUAGAUUCAUCUUCUACUUGAUUCAGGACCAAUAUGGUAACUAUGUUAUCCAGCACAUUUUGGAGCGCGGAAACCCUGAAGAUAGGGAAGAGGUUCUUAAAGUUGCUCUUGGAUCUGUGGUUAACUUCUCAAAGCACAAGUUUGCCUCGAAUGUUAUUGAGAAGUGUAUCAAGUACGGAAGUACUGAGCAGAGAAGACGGAUCUUACAUGAAGUGAUGCUUGAGAAUGAAGAUUUGGAGAAGGAGACUGUUGACGAUGAUUCUCCAUUGGCAUUGAUGAUGAAGGACCAAUAUGCUAACUAUGUGAUUCAAAAGUUGGUCGAAGGAUUCGAUGCUAAAAGUUCAGAAAAGAAGAGUUUGGUUGUUAAGUUAAGACAAUACUUAAAGCAACUCUCGAUGAAAAAUAACUAUGGGAAGCAUUUGGCUUCCGUUGAGAAGAUGAUUGUCGUUGCGGAAACUGCAUUGGUUGAAGCCGAUCGUGUUUAA
Sungouiella intermedia is the source of this 2421-nucleotide messenger RNA. NCBI's taxonomy places the organism in Eukaryota, Fungi, Ascomycota, Pichiomycetes, Serinales, Metschnikowiaceae. The record is from the annotation of a GenBank genome assembly.